This is a messenger RNA of Chinchilla lanigera (long-tailed chinchilla), 2260 nucleotides long. RefSeq names its product solute carrier family 25 (pyrimidine nucleotide carrier), member 36 (gene Slc25a36). Gene Ontology annotation, molecular function: pyrimidine nucleotide transmembrane transporter activity. NCBI's taxonomy places the organism in Eukaryota, Metazoa, Chordata, Mammalia, Rodentia, Chinchillidae. Gene Ontology annotation, biological process: pyrimidine nucleotide import into mitochondrion. The record is from RefSeq and is a predicted model, not a curated record. Gene Ontology annotation, cellular component: mitochondrion.
AUGUGGUGGCACAGUGGGAGCUAUUCUGACAUGUCCACUGGAAGUUGUGAAAACACGGCUACAGUCGUCUGCUGUGACACUUUAUAUCUCUGAAGUUCAGCUGAACACCAUGGCUGGAGCCAGCGUUAACCGAGUAGUGUCUCCCGGACCCCUCCAUUGCUUAAAAAUGAUCUUGGAAAAAGAAGGGCCUCGUUCCUUGUUUAGAGGAUUAGGCCCCAAUAUAGUGGGGGUGGCUCCUUCCAGAGCACUAUACUUUGCUGCUUAUUCCAACUGCAAGGAAAAAUUGAAUGGUGUGUUUGAUCCUGAUUCUACCCAGGUUCACAUGAUUUCAGCUGCAAUGGCAGGUUUCACUGCGAUCACUGCAACCAACCCCAUCUGGCUUAUAAAGACUCGGUUACAGCUUGACGCAAGGAACCGUGGGGAAAAGCAAAUGGGUGCUUUUGAGUGUAUCCGUAAAGUGUAUCAGACAGAUGGACUUAGAGGAUUUUACAGAGGCAUGUCUGCUUCCUAUGCUGGCAUAUCAGAGACUGUGAUCCAUUUUGUUAUUUAUGAAAGUAUAAAGCAAAAGUUACUGAAUUGUAAGACAGCGUCCAUGAUGGAAAGUGGGGAAGAGUCCGUGAAAGAAGCAUCAGAUUUUGUGGGAAUGAUGCUUGCUGCUGCCACCUCAAAAACCUGUGCCACAACUAUAGCAUAUCCACAUGAAGUUGUAAGAACAAGAUUACGUGAAGAAGGAACAAAAUACAGAUCCUUUUUUCAGACACUGUCUUUGGUGGUUCAAGAAGAAGGUUAUGGGUCACUCUACCGUGGUCUAACAACUCACUUGGUGAGACAAAUUCCAAACACAGCCAUUAUGAUGGCCACCUAUGAAUUGGUGGUCUACCUACUGAAUGGAUAGCAGCACAGGCUGCCACACUACAAAAGAAGGAAGACCAAAAGAUUACAAUGGAUCAUGGAAUAUUGGAGCCAGCACGGUGGACAGAAAGAAUAGUAGUUUGGGAACAUAUACCAUAACUAUACCUAAAUGGAAGUUUGGUUAAGAUAGCCACACCGCAUUAUUUAGUCUUUUUGUAAUGUGGAAAAAUAGCCACCUCUAAAGGAAAUGCCUUUGGAAGCACUCCUUUGUUAAAGUUGCCAUUUUCUCUACCACGUCCACCAGAUACAGUUGUGUUUUAUUGACCUAUGAUAUUGAGAUAAUAGUGUUUAUUCCAUGAGCAUUUUUCCAGUCUUCUAAACAAAGCCAUCCUUAUAUAUACACUGUACUGUAGCUAUCCAAAGGUAGUAUUGACAUAAGUAUAUAACUUCUGACUUUCAAUUCCUAUAAUACUGUAAGAUAACAAUAAUUGGUAGAUCCUCAGUAUUCCCAUCUUGCUGAGAUGACUUGGCACAAUAUUUUAAUUUAAGUAUUUGGCACCAGUAAUCACUAUUUUUGACAACCAAGGAACUAUAGUAUAAAUAUCUUGUGUAUUGAAAUGUUUGAGUCUCUUCAGCUAACAGGUGCUUGAUGUUUAGCAUAAUGUGGACUUGAAAUUGUUACCAUAUAAAACUCACAAUACUUUGAAGAAUAUAACAUUAACCAAUAAAAUACUGACUCUUGACCAUCUCAGUUACUUAAAUAUGCCCUGUAUCUUCUCUGAUAUUACAGAAAAUGAAUGAGUGCAUUUGUCUUUUCAGUAAUUUACUAGUUUUGAGCAUGAAUUAUCACCCAUCAUACCUAGAUAUCAUUUACUUAAAUUAGAAAAAUUUACUGUUUCUGAAUUUUUCUGUUUGUUUCACAUUAAAAAUUUGGACCUGAAUUUAUUUCCAGGUCAGCAUAGAUUACACUUAUUUGGUAGAGAAAAUGAUAAUUUUCAGUUUGACCCUUACAGGUUUUUUUGAAUGUGAUGUUAAUAUCUGGGGCAGAAUAAAUACUAUAGAAGAGGGGCCCUCUGCUGUUUGACUCAGCAGGCAGUAUUAAUUGACUUGUAAAUGAACAAGCUGAUUUUGACGAAGAAAUUUAUUCUGACCUAGUUUCCUGACUGGUAUAUCAUAGUAAGAUUCAGGUUCAUUUGGGUUAAAUGUGCUAAUAGGAUAUAAUUUUUAAAUUUUACUGUUGAGUCAUCUGUACCUUUUAAUACUUCACAUGUAUCAUUUGUAUGGCCUUUAUGAAGAUGUCUGCUAUAAUACUGUUAGGAGAUUUUGCCUAUGGAUAUGCUUUCCUGGUGUAUGAGAUUUCUACAAUUAAACUCCAGUGUGGUAUUCAUUUUGGUAUACCUUAACUUCA